Messenger RNA from Gregarina niphandrodes, 1623 nucleotides. RefSeq names its product serine/threonine-protein phosphatase. The coding region runs from base 1 to 1623 and encodes 540 amino acids. Gene Ontology annotation, cellular component: nucleus; cytosol. The record is from RefSeq and is a predicted model, not a curated record. Lineage: Eukaryota; Apicomplexa; Conoidasida; Eugregarinorida; Gregarinidae. Gene Ontology annotation, molecular function: protein binding; protein serine/threonine phosphatase activity. The transcript is spliced from 2 exons.
AUGAGUGUGGAGGUCAAUCCGGCUGUGUCAAGCACCAUCAUAUCGCAGAUUGAAAGCCAGAAACUCAAGGGCAACGCACUGGUAGCGAAGGGCGAAUUCGGAAAAGCGCUGGAAGUGUAUGAGGAGUGCUUGAGUCAAAUCUGCCAUUGCCCGGGAAUUAAGUUGCCUCCAAGUGUGGAAUACAAGAGUCCCAAAGAACUCUUGACUUCGGCCCCGAGUGAGGAAGAGGUGGUGAUGCUAUUUCGCAAGACGGUGCCAGCGAUACUGAGUAAUUCUGCAUUAUGCAGUAUGAAGCUGGAGAACUUCGGAGAUGCCAUCACACAGUCGACUCAGGCGUUGGAUAUAAGUCAAAAUAGUUUUGUAAAAGCCUUCUUCCGACGCGGCAGUGCUUAUUUCAUGCUGAAUCAGUUUAAGCUAGCAGUAAACGACUUCAGACGAGUAACUCAGGCUCUCCCGCAUGACCAGGAUGCGCUGAUGAGACUGAAGGAGGCUCAGAAAAUGCUCCAGCAAGAACGUUUCGCAGCGGCUAUCGCCGCGGACAAGCCUACUCGACCAUCUGUAUCGGGCCCCACUUUGGAGUGGAAGAUUGACACGUCAUACAAAGGGCCGACAUAUACGAGAAAAAUGUUCGAGCCGGAAGAGGGGGAAGGGUUAAGUAGGCCGGAGGAGAAGUUGGCUUUCUUUGAGUCGGUGCUUAGUUUUAUGAGAGGUCAGGGUAUUCUGGAUCGCGCAGUAAUUAGGGACAUUAUACUAGACGCGACAAGUCAGAGCGAGCGUUUGCCGAACGUUGUGCCGAUAAAAGUACCGGCGGAAGGGUGUGUGAAGGUGUGUGGUGACGUCCACGGCCAGUUCUAUGAUCUAAUGACAAUUUUCGAAAAGUUUGGCUUACCAAACGCAACGAAUCGCUACGUGUUUAACGGUGACUUUGUCGACCGUGGUUCCUUCUCAUUAGAGGUGAUGCUUACAUUGUAUCUGGCUCGAUUGAUCUGGCCUACCGGAGUAUAUCUGACACGCGGCAACCACGAGAGCCGUGAAAUGACAAUGAUGUACGGGUUCGAAGGCGAAAUUCGUGCGAAAAGCUGCAGCAGCUUAUACGACUUAUUUUUAGAAUCAUUUGAGUAUUUGCCUCUGGCCCACUUGCUGGAGAAUAAGGCCUUCAUUGUCCAUGGUGGCUUGUCUACUCAGCCGGACGUAACCUUGGAACAGAUCGGUGCGAUCGAACGCGCCUACGCCCGACCACCGCCUUCACUAAUGGAAGACCUCCUGUGGGCUGACCCGCAGGACCGACCCGGCUCCUCCCCGAGCCGCCGUGGUGUCUCGAAGCUCUUCGGCCCUGAUGUUACCGAUAACUUCCUCACCACCAACAACCUCAAACUCGUCAUUCGGAGCCAUGAAAUGAAACUCUCGGGCUACGAAGCGACACACGGUGGCAAACUCGUCACAGUCUUCUCCGCCCCCAAUUACUGCGACCAAAUGGGCAACAAGGGUGCCGUCCUUUUCUUCACCCACAAGACCCUGACUCAGGAACCCAUGUACGAAGUCGAGUACUUCGAAGCCACCUCGAAUAAACCAGCCAUUCCCGCCAUGGCCUACGCCAACCGACUCGUGUCCGGUGGAAUGUAG